Molecule: messenger RNA, 1452 nt
Organism: Mycena indigotica
Lineage: Eukaryota; Fungi; Basidiomycota; Agaricomycetes; Agaricales; Mycenaceae
Product: F-box domain-containing protein
Exons: 1
Coding region: 1-1452 (483 amino acids)
Molecular function (GO): protein binding
Source: RefSeq, a predicted model, not a curated record
AUGUAUGGAUACUGCUACGCCAAAGCCUCCGCUGCGCUUUCGUUUCUUGCUGGAUCUCGGCAACGCAAUGAGCCCCUGGAUUCGACUCGAAGUUCUCUCCGCGAUGAAGCAGAACAAGUGAAGAAGACCAUCGCAGAGCUUCAAAUGCAACUAUCAAAACUAGAAGAUCGGCUCGAGGUGAUCCAGGACACGCUCUCCACUGUCGUCUACCCAAUCAACACGCUCCCGCCUGAACUGCUCAGCCAGAUAUUUACAGCGGCUGUGUCCGCCUCUCCGCGUGGCGAUGUUAAUUUCACGCUGCUGCAGAUUACCGCAGUUUGUAGGCGAUGGCAUAGUGUUGCAAUUGCGGACCCACGCUUGUGGACCAAGCUAUCCUACUCCAUCGACGGACUCGACAAGCGUGAUUUGCUUUUUGAACGCUUCUUACGCCGUGCGCGAGGGCUACUGAUCGAUUUCUCUAGCGGGGGAGAAGACAAUUGGAGUAGCCUCCCUCCCUGCCUAUUUGAUUCAGCUUCCCAGUGGCGCGAAGCAUUUCUUGCGACCACACACUGGCCCGCGCUGUCGCCUGUCGACUGUCCACAUUUGACCAGACUGACACUCAAUAUUGGGAGUUCUGUGCUCGAAUCCGGUCUCCCCUUGGUGCUCGACGUACCUCAUCUCCGCGAGCUGUCGAUUAGCAUCCCAAACUUGGUCAGACAACUUACACUUCCGGCCCACCAGCUGCGCAAGCUGACGAUCACCGGGACAGCAACCCAUGAGGAAAUCGCGUUCAUGCUUCUGCCCCUCGUCGCGCUGGAGGAGCUCGUGCUUGGCGAAAUCUCCGAUCCCGUGGACGCCCGCGAUUUUCCCAUUCGCAUGCCACACUUGUCAUCGCUAUCGCUGCUGGGCAUGGAGAGCUGUGUCAUCCUCCAGAGUCUCGUCUCUCCCGCCUUGACGACGCUGCACCUAGGCGACUUCGAUUGCACCGAUGUCGGCGAGCAAUUGCACCCCUUUCUCCGCGACUCUCCUGCACGAAUAACCACACUUGUAGUUUCCCCGCCGGACUACGCUGGCUUCGGCUUCCUGCUGUACCACCACGGGGAAAAGUUCACCUCAGUGACACACCUGAAGUGUACAGCGCCGGCGAUAGAAAUGGGCCACAACACACGGAACACCUGCACGGAUAUGCUUUCCCGCACCCGCAAUCUUCCCAACCUCGGAAAAUUCACCCUCGUCGUGCCUUCCGGCCCGGCACACAUUGACCCGUUUGUCGACGGACUCGCCCGCCGGGCCGCUAAUUUCGACAGCGCGGAGGAGGGGGAAAUGAAGCUCACCGAACUGGUUGUUGAAUUCACGCCGCAUGAUGGAGCAACUCUCGAACACUUGCGCGCCUUGAAGCGACUUCAAAAGAGCACCGCUAUCCAGAUUUCCGUGCCUGGCGGAUGUCCGACAAGGAGCGCAUGGAGCUCGUAG